AUGUCCGUCGUUGAAAUGGAGAAGGAUUCUCAACCAGAACAACCAAUGAGGUCGAAGAACUUCCUUCACCGCGUUGGCACAACGAUUUUAUUCGUUGGAACAUCCUUUGCUCUUAGCGUGUGCACCCCAAGAUUUCUUCCAUCAGCGGUGAAAGAUUUCGCUCCAACCAUCAUGUGGGGGUUCACGUGUUUUUGUGUCCGGAGAGCCUUCAAAAUGAUGAUGACGCUCGUGCUGAUUACGCAUCUGCUGGCAUCCGGAGCCUCACUAUGGUCUUGUGGGUUCUCCAACCGUGUUGCGAAUCGUGCCCUAAUAUUUCCCUCCUUUGCUUCGCUUGCAGCACUUCUCGCCACUUGGCGGUUACCGACGAUGCCUCUUGAACGUGCGAUUGGAGUGAGUCUGGUGCAGACAUGGUCCAUUUCUUGUGGUCUGAUUCUCUUUGCCGUAUUUCCUGCAACUCUCAUAUCCGGCAGCAACUGGAAUCAGGCCAAACGCGAUGCGCGCUUUGAUCAGGUUAUUGAACGUGCAACAGAUCAGCGGGUGGAGAGGUUUACCGUCCAAUCUACGGGUGGUGUUCAGUUGGAUGCCGUAGCGGUGAUGCCGGAGGACCCAACAGAGCACUGGGUUGCAUACUUUGGCGGGAAUGCGGAAAUAAUGGAAAACAGCACGGAGGAUAUGGCUUUUUCUAAUCACCUUGUGCAUGCUAAUUGGUUGUUUCACAACCCGCGCGGCGUAGGAAGAAGCAGUGGAUAUGUAUGUUGGGCUAACGACUUGGUGGACGAUGCCGAGGCUGUUGUGUGGGAAGCGGUUCGACGUUACAAUAUUAACCCCAAAAAUCUUAUUUUGUGGGGACACAGUAUUGGUGGCGGGGUUGCAGCUGCACUAGCAGGGCGCUAUAGCGAUUUCCCCUUCCCAGUGUUGUUGGAUAGGACAUUCUCGCGCCUUAGCGAUGCUGCCGUGUCCUUCUCACCGUUUCCUGCCACUGUGACAAGGGGUGCUAUUAAGGUAACAACAGGUGACCUUAAUGUUGUUAAGAGCUGCCGCAGUUUGAAGGGUCGUAAUGUGUUGGUUAUAUUCCACCGCUCGGAUGAAAUAAUUCGGUUCAAUAUUUCCUCAAUCGCACGUCCCACUGCGGUAAAGAAGUCGGGUUUAAAUAAAAGUUCGUUUUUGGAGCUCCAGAGCACGUUCGUCCCCUCUCCUCACAACACUCCACUGGAUUAUUUUCCUGAGGUGACGCAGAUACAAAGGCGUAUCAUUCAACUUUAUGAAUAA
Molecule: messenger RNA, 1269 nt
Organism: Trypanosoma brucei brucei TREU927
Lineage: Eukaryota; Euglenozoa; Kinetoplastea; Trypanosomatida; Trypanosomatidae
Exons: 1
Coding region: 1-1269 (422 amino acids)
Source: RefSeq, a predicted model, not a curated record